Messenger RNA from Penicillium samsonianum, 1524 nucleotides. RefSeq names its product Major facilitator superfamily domain general substrate transporter. Bases 1 to 1524 code for a protein of 507 amino acids. Gene Ontology annotation, molecular function: dipeptide transmembrane transporter activity; allantoate transmembrane transporter activity. Gene Ontology annotation, biological process: dipeptide transport; tripeptide transport; allantoate transport. The record is from RefSeq and is a predicted model, not a curated record. Lineage: Eukaryota; Fungi; Ascomycota; Eurotiomycetes; Eurotiales; Aspergillaceae. Gene Ontology annotation, cellular component: plasma membrane. The transcript has a single exon.
AUGACCGCUCCAACAUCAUCACCAGUAGAGAGCGUCUCGGCCGAACUCGAGAAAAAAACCCCCAAUGUUCAGUCUACGACAGGCGAUGGAGCACUGCAGUUACUGGAAGCUGGUUCGCCGAGCAUUCUCGAUCCCGCAGCAUCUAGACGACUGUUGCGCAAGAUCGAUUUGUAUAUCAUGCCAUUGAUCUGCAUCGUAUACUUCCUACAGUAUCUCGACAAGAUCGCCAUCAGCUAUGCCAGCGUCACGGGGAUGCGCGAGUCAGCGAACCUCCAGGGCAACCAAUUCAACUGGGUGUCGAGUAUCUUCUUUUUCGGCCAGCUGGCAUUCGCCUUCCCCACAAUGCGCGUGAUGCAAUCAUUUCCCCUGGCAAAAUACGUCGCCGUCAACGUGACUAUCUGGGGCACCAUCUUGGCCUGCAUGGCCACAUGCAAGUCAUUCGCCUCCCUGAUGGUCUGUCGCACACUUCUGGGCGCCGCAGAAGCUUCUAUCGUGCCUGCUUGGGUAGUCUUCACCUCGCAGUGGUACCGGAAGGAUGAACAGGCUUUCCGCGUCGGUCUGUGGUUCUCCAUGUGUGGAUUCGCGCAGAUGUUCGGCGGCUACGUCGCAUACGGCGUAGCAACUCACAUCGGCGGGGAUCCUAGCGCCUCUCUGCGAGGUUGGCAGGUGAUUUUCCUGAUCCUGGGCCUGCUGACCGUGGUGACCGGCGUCCUCUUCUUCUUCCUCCUGCCUGAUUCCCCUCUAACGGCGGGAUUUUUGUCACCGGAAGAAAAGGCCAUGCACGCGGAACGUCUUCGGGGUAACGGACAGGGCAUCGGAAGCAAUGUCUUUAAAAAAGCCCAGGUUUACGAAGCCCUUACCGACCCGCACACCUGGCUCUAUGCCUUCUGGGUCCUGGCGGCAAAUGUGCCAAACUCCACUGCCACGAGUUUUGGAAACAUCAUGGUAACGGGAAUGGGCUACACGAAAAAGGAAAGUCUUCUUCUUGUGACGCCCAUGGGUGCUUAUGAGGUGGUGGCGCUGAUUGGCCUGACCUAUCUCGCAAUGAAGACACAGCGACGAUUGUUCUGGUGCAUCAUGGGCCAUAUCCUGGCAGUUGUGGGAGCAAUUUUAAUGGCGACAACGGACAAGGUGCCGGCCCUUAUUGGAUACUACCUCACCGGAGGUAUUCCACUCGGGUGGACGACAAUUCUUGGGCUCACCAGUACCAAUGUGGCUGGCUCAACCAAGAAGAUCACCGUGUCCUGUAUCCAGACGAUUGCUUACACUGUCGGUAACAUCAUUUCGCCACAGACCUUCCAGGCCAAAGAUGCCCCGGGGUAUUUGCCGGCCAAGAUCUCUAUCUGCAUCUUGUAUUUCAUCGUCACGCUAGAUCUCUGCCUUAUCUGGUGGAUCUCGCAACGGGAGAAUCGCCGACGUGACCAGCAGAAGGAGGCAUUGGGUGAUGCGUACGUCGUUCAAGAGAAUCACGAAUUUUUGGACCUGACAGACCGGGAGAAUCCGGAAUUUCGUUAUGCGAUAUGA